This is a messenger RNA of Copidosoma floridanum, 1107 nucleotides long. Its product is annotated as collagenase-like. The record is from RefSeq and is a predicted model, not a curated record. Lineage: Eukaryota; Metazoa; Arthropoda; Insecta; Hymenoptera; Encyrtidae.
AUGUCGGCUUUAGUGGAACAGUUUGUUGGUCUAGAAAGUGAAAAUAUAAUUAAUGGUGCUCUUGCAAGAAGAAAACAGUUUCCAUACAUCGUUUGGAUAGGAAUUGGCUACAACAAAGAAAAAGUGCGAGUAUGUGGUGGUACAUUGAUCGCUCCUGACAUCGUCCUAACAGCAGCUCACUGCGUUUAUGAUAUAGAAAACCUUAAAUUCAAAGACGAUCCGUUCGCAGUUGUUGCUGAAUCAAUAGAUAUUUAUGAAAGAGGGUACUCUAUUCCUGUCAGUAAAAUUUAUUCUCACAAAUCAAUAAAAUCUCUAAAAUCAUUGCGUUUCGAUAUAGCCGUACUAAAGCUGAAAAACAGUUUUAGUGUCGGUGGAAAAGCAUACAAUAGACUAGCGUUAUUACCAAAGAAAAAUGAAACAUACUCUGAUGAAUUUCUGACAAUCAUGGGUUUUGGACAUGAUGGUGUUAAUGAAACCGUUGAUACUAAAACAAAUAUGAUACAUUACGUUUUCACGAACAGUGGGAAACUAAAGUUUGCAACUGUUAAACUCAAGAAUUUGGAUGAUUGCGAAGGUUUGCCAGAUCGACUCUGUGGCAACGUGGAACAAGGCUUAGAUAGUAAAAAUAGAACAGCUUGUUUUGGUGACAGUGGAAGUCCUCUCAUGUACAAAAAUACAGUUAUUGGAGUUAUAAGUUAUGUAACUACUGAACUAUGCAACACAAAUCAAGAGAUUGGAUUUGCCAGAGUUUCGUACUUCUUAGAUUUUAUUAAAGGAGCCGUAAAUGAUCAACCAACAAAUGAUACGUUGGUUCAGUUGACAGAUGACUACGAACUCAUUGAGAUUCAAGGGCAAAAGUCUGGAAUAACUACAAAAUCACGUAAACUUAUAGAUGCAUUAAAAAAAUAUAAUGAACUUUUUUCUAAACAUGUAUCUACGGAUAAAGAGUGCACAAGAUUAUCAAACAUAGAUAAUCGUGAUGAUAAUGAGGAAAACAACUUUAAGCUCAAGUGUGAGGAAGCUGAAAAUAUAUUCAAAGAAUAUGAAGCUAUGCGCACAACGAAAAAUGAACUGUUAAAAUCAGAACCGUAUUGCCUCAAAUCGUAA